Messenger RNA from Diaporthe citri, 2133 nucleotides. RefSeq lists its product as uncharacterized. Bases 1 to 2133 code for a protein of 710 amino acids. Lineage: Eukaryota; Fungi; Ascomycota; Sordariomycetes; Diaporthales; Diaporthaceae. The transcript is spliced from 3 exons. Gene Ontology annotation, biological process: termination of RNA polymerase II transcription. Gene Ontology annotation, molecular function: helicase activity; transcription termination site sequence-specific DNA binding. The record is from RefSeq and is a predicted model, not a curated record. Gene Ontology annotation, cellular component: nuclear body.
AUGAACGCCAAGGACAACGACGGCUUCACUUUAGUUCAAGGCCCACCAGGAACGGGCAAGACCAAGACCAUUGUCGCAAUGGUGGGUGCAUUGCUCACCGGACACAUAAGUACCAAAUCUGCUGCUGCCAUCCCUGUCAGUCGACCGCAUGAUUUGGGAACUCAGACAAACCAACCUCCUCCGAUGAAGAAAUUAUUGGUAUGCGCUCCCAGCAACGCAGCCGUUGACGAACUAGUUCUACGGUUGAAGCAAGGGGUAAAGACGAUGAACGGCGCCCACCACAACAUCGGUGUUCUUCGACUAGGCAGGUCUGACGCCAUCAACACACUUGUCAAGGACGUGACCCUUGACGAGCUAGUCAAAUCCAGGAUGGAAUCCGAGCUCAACAAGAACGGCCCGGGUGCCAGUGAACGCGAAACAAUGCACAAGGAGGCCGGUGAAAUCAAAAUACGGCUGAACGAUCUACGGCCCAUGCUCGAUGCUGCCAGGGCUAGCAGUGACAGGGAGUCUCAGAGCAACUUGGAACGUGAAUUUGAUAGGUUGAAGCAUCGCCAGCGUCAGAUUGGUGCCCAAAUUGACCGCGACAAGGACAGUGGCACCACGUUUGUCAGGGAGAGCGAGGUCAGGCGCAGAGUGGUCCAGCAGCAGAUUCUGGACUCGGCACAGGUGCUGUGCGCAACACUCAGUGGUAGUGGUCAUGAGAUGUUCAAGAACCUGAAUGUUGAGUUCGAGACAGUCAUCAUUGAUGAGGCCGCGCAGUGUGUGGAGCUCAGCGCUCUCAUUCCACUCAAGUAUGGAUGCACCAAGUGUAUCCUCGUCGGAGAUCCCAAGCAAUUGCCGCCUACCGUCCUCUCUCAAUCCGCAGCUCGAUUUGGUUAUGAUCAGAGUUUGUUUGUGCGUAUGCAAAGGAAUCACCCCAACGACGUCCACCUACUCGAUACCCAAUACCGAAUGCACCCGGAGAUCAGUGCAUAUCCCAGUGCCGAGUUCUACGAGGGCAGACUUUACGAUGGAAAUGACAUGGGGGCCCUCCGCACCCAGAAAUGGCACGAGAGCAAAUUACUGGGCCCUUACCGAUUCUUUGAUGUCGAGGGUAUCCAAGAGCGCGGCCGCAAAGGCCAAUCACUGGUCAACACGAACGAACUCGAGGUUGCCAUGCAGCUGUUUUCUCGCUUCAAAAUCGAUUAUGCGGACUGCGACCUCAAAGGGAAAGUUGGCAUAAUCACCCCGUACAAAGCCCAGCUCUUUGCACUCAGGGACCGUUUCGCCAAUCGCUUCGGUGAGGGUGUCUUUGAUGAGGUCGAAUUCAACACGACCGAUGCCUUCCAAGGGCGUGAGUGCGAGAUUAUCAUCUUCUCUUGCGUCCGAGCUAGUCCGACGGGAGGUAUUGGUUUCAUGACCGAUAUCAGGCGUAUGAACGUUGGCCUGACCCGAGCAAAGUCGUCUCUGUGGAUACUUGGAGACUCCAGAGCUUUGGUGCAAGGCGAGUUCUGGGCCAAGCUGAUCAAGGAUGCCAAAGCGAGAGACCGCUACACUCGGGGUGACGUGUUAGCAUUACUGAGGAAGCCGAGCGAGAAGGUAUCGCGAAUGCAGAAUGGCUAUGAGGGUCGCAAGAAGUCCGACGUCGAGAUGAAGGACGCACCUGCAAUGGCGAUCAAAUCGGAGAUGCCAUCACGAGGUCCAGCACCGCCACCACAGUCCGUCGGCGGAUUUAAUGCGAAGGGAGAGAAUAUCGUCCAGCCGGCGAGGGGAGUGGGCCCUCCCCUGAUCGGAGAUUCGAAGAAGCGGCCUCUCGAAGGGGGUGACAACCAGUCUCCCGCACCCAAGCGCCAAAACCAUUAUUCGGCGACUAACCGGCCAAUCCCAACUGGGCCGAGAGCAGCGGCACUACCGCCCGCACCACCAAGACCUAAGCCGCCGCCGCCGAAGCCUGUGGACCCGUCGGCCAUGGAGGUAUUAGGGCUUGCACCUCCUUCGCGGCCUCCGCCUCCCCCGGCCAACCCUGGGCAGGCAACGAGGCCAACGAGGCCGCCGCCGCCGCCGGCGGGACCGUCGAACGCACCACCGCGGGGACCGCGACCACCAAAAAAGAAGAAAGACCCAUUCAUUCAGCGAAAGCCGAAGAGGCCUUGA